Messenger RNA from Habropoda laboriosa, 8486 nucleotides. It is a transcript of the gene Piezo, whose product is annotated as piezo-type mechanosensitive ion channel component. The coding region runs from base 295 to 8061 and encodes 2588 amino acids. The transcript has 39 exons. Lineage: Eukaryota; Metazoa; Arthropoda; Insecta; Hymenoptera; Apidae. The record is from RefSeq and is a predicted model, not a curated record.
GUUCCCAAACGAAACUCCGGAAAAAGCAGGAGAAACCAAACGAAAAUCGUGCGAGUUUCUUAGGGUUCGAGAAAGAUCAUUAGCGAAGAAUAAUCUCGACGGUGUAUGUGUCCGUGACAGAUUGUGUCGAGCGAGAAAGAUUCGCGCGUGUACAAGCCGGGAGGCGCAUGUUGCUCUUCUCGAGGGUCGAUCGACGGGAAGACAGCUGGGAGAGUGUCGUUCCAAAGGGAUGCUUUGAGACACCGGCACGGUCGCUUCAUUCAAGGGUGAAAGGCCAUUCGAGCAGAUCGAGGCAUGUCGAAGUAUUGGCUGAACGUGGCCCUCCUCAGGGUUGUUCUACCGGUUGUCUUGACGGGAUGUAUAAUAUGGCGACCUGUAGGACUGUCUCUAGUUUACUUGGCACUGAUGCUAUACUCGCCUCAUGUGCCCAUACCAGACGCGAAAACAAUGGCUGGCCACACAGGCCACUAUCUGAAGACAUGUAUAGGCCUGUCUUUUCUCACAGCCACCAGCCAAAUCACUUUUCACAUAGUUCUAUUGGCUCUGCCUACGUAUGGACACUUCCUUCAGAAUUGCGAAUCUAUGGAAGUGAUCUUCAGGCACAUAGGUUUUGUAAGGCUAGAUAGCGCAUCGGUUUGGGAGAUCUUCUUUUGGCUAACGCCGGAACUAAUCGUCCUGCCUACUAGUGUAAUAGUCUAUUUCACGUGCCGCUUCCUGUCGCAAACCCGCGUCAUCGACGAGGAGCACAACGCCUCUUUGCAUCGACACAACAAGGCGUCCAAGAAGAACGUCGACGGAACCGCCAAGAUAAUCAACUUCCUAGGGCGAAUCGGAACCUACGUGGUCCUAGCCUCGCUGUGCAUCACAGCAGCCCUGAAACCAUCGAUAGAGGGUGGCUUUUACUUCCUCGUUUUCCUCGGAGCCGCUACCUGGUGGGCAUGCAACAAAGAACUGCGAAAGGGGUUCGCUGUGCUGUGCAGAUUCGUGAUGUUCGUGGUGGUCCUUCACAUCAUCACUUUGCUCAGCUAUCAGAACCAAGUUCCUCAGGAGUUGAUACCCGUGAACAGCACGUGGCAACGUUAUUUCGCUCUGACCCCUGUUUAUCGGACGAACUGCAGCGACCCGAGAGACGUGCGGUACACAGACGACGCCGAUUGGCUGAUUUAUGGCUACUGUCUCAGGCUAUUUUGGCUCUACUACGUUCUGGCGUUGCAGUCGCAAUUCUUAAGUAAAAAACCGGCGUUCCAGGCAAAGAAAGUGAAACGUUUGAGCGGCAAACUGGAGAACCUGGACACACCAUUGUCCAGGCACGUGUCCAUCAGGCGAAGGACACCAUCUCAAAGAUGGCAGUCGGCGCGACGAAAGGCUCGCCUGAUCGUUAAUUCGUCGUACCCACCUGUCGACGAGCGCACACCCUUGAUGCGGUUUGGGUCUGGGAGAACAGGACUGCUCCAAGAUUCAACCGGAAGCGUGAUCGUGCAGGAUGGCCAUCAAGACGACAGCAUUCAGAUGCAAAGUCUCAGCGAAGCUGCCCCAGAUGAACAAUCUGGAAUCAUCGAGCACGUCAUUAUGGCCGUGUACUCCAUCUUCCAGUUGAUACUUAACUCGUCCUAUCUUGCCACGAAUAUCAUAAUGAUGACUUGGAGUAUAAUGUAUCACAGUUGGACGACGUUUGCACUCCUACUCUGGGCCCUGGUCCUCUGGAUGGUCCCUAACAAACGCGCAUCCAUGAUGAAGUGUUCUCCGUUCAUCGUUUGCUACGCGAUGCUGUUGCUACUUAUGCAGUUCAUUUACAGCAUGGACCUGACGGAGGAAGAACUGCCGACGGAGAUAAACGGAAUAAAUAUGUCGGAGAUCGGUUUCAGCAAAGCUGAUCGUCUCAGUCGUUGGCAUCUAGUAGUCAAAUGUCUAUUCAUAUCAAUGUUUUGGAUAACAAUGAGACAGUACACGGCUGAACGAAGCAACCAGAGACGUUCCUCAGCGCUGAGAGAUAUGGUAGCGCCGUUGCACGUCUCUGUUUCGACAGCUACCACGGCCAUGAAUCACGAGGCGCCGGAAAUUAAAAGCAAAUUUAUGAAGGACGUUGGCAUAGUUUUGAAGAACUUGCUGACCAAAUUUUGGAUCGCUGUGGUCGCCAUUAUGCUGUUCAUCUGUGGAAUUACCGGCGAACGUAUGACUGUCUUCAGGAUCAUUUACAUGUCUCUCUUCCUUGUUCUAGUCAUUACCUUCCAGAUUUCUUGGACUGUGUGGAGAAAGAUGAUGUAUCCAUUCUGGAUCACGGUUAUCGGGUACUCCGUGAUUAUGCUAAUACUCGUGUACACUUAUCAAUUCCACAAUUUCCCGGAGUACUGGAAUUAUUUACAUAUCGACAAGAAUUUGCAGAUGGACAUUGGUUUGGAGAAAUACGAGACUAAAGAUCUUUUCGUUAGGCUACUAACACCGACCUUCUUCGUGAUCAUCACUGUCCUUCAGAUUCAUUAUUUCCACAAGGAUUUCUUGGAAGUCACGAACAUCGAGAGAUUUGGAACCGAAGAGAGUCCUCGAGAUAAACGAUCGAGUCUCGGCCAUUCUCCUAUUUUAACAUUGCCACCGUCUUCGCCAGGUGACGUUUUCCUCGUCGAAGAGGACAAAGAACCCAUGUACACUUUGGGACAGUUAAAACAAAUGUCCAAAUUGGAACGAUUAGCGCUAUUCCGUAAAAUAGUGGAGCAUGUGUUGAAUUUGUACAAUUACACCUGGCUGUUUCUCGAGAUCCACAUGCAAAAGAUCAUCUUCAUCUCUGUGAUGCUCUUCUGCGUCAACGAUGUGUGUGCUAUUAAUUUCGUAUUCGUCGUGAUAGCAGUUACCAUGAUCAAUUCACGAAGAAACGUUCAAAUAUGCACUCUGAACGUAAUUGCAGCGAUCAUUGCUCUUCUGAUGGUCGGAAAAAUGUUGUAUCAAAUUCAGUACAUCGACCAUAAUAAUUGGAACGUUCAUUGCUUGACAAACGUAGAGGACGCGGUGAAACAGUAUGGCAGCAACAAUACCGUGUACAACAUAGCAGAGUGGUUUGGAAUAAAGAAAGCUCAGCCAGGACAACUGGCAGAGUUGUUAAAAGGCUACAUAGGAAUUUUAGUAGUGACCACUUUGAGAAAAAUCAUCAGGAUUCGACAAUGUUUCUACCGAAAGGCACACAGCGAACCUUUAGACACUCCUCAAGUCAUGUUUCCAUCGGUCACUAGAGAAACUGCUGACAAAGGGUUGCCAGAGUGCUUGAAGUUCCUCUUCAAUUAUGGAUUCUACAAAUUUGGAGUCGAAUUCUGUUUAAUAGGAAUCGUGGCAUUAAUUGGAACGAGACUGGACUUUUAUUCGGUUCUUUAUAGCAUAUGGCUUUUGUUAUUUUUCUCCCUGAAGAGAACAACAAUAUCUAGGAUUUGGCCCUUCUUCAAACUCUUCGCCAUAAUUUUGUUGCCUGUUCAAUAUUCCUUCGUUGUGGCGCCUCCUUCUUGGCUUUGUAUAGAUUACCCGUGGCACAAUUCCGAAACUCUGAGAAGAUUGCAAGAGUGGAUGUACUUCCCUGACCCUGAUUUUCCACCUAAUCCCAGAAAAUUGAUGUGUGAUUUCAUUUUGCUAAUGAUGAUCGUCAGGCAAAGUCUCGUUUUCCGAAUCGAGCAAAGAAGCUCAGCGUCAGGCACAGAUUUUCCAGCUGGUCACAAUUAUUCCGUGUACCAAAACAUGGAGAAACCGAAUUUCGCGAAUCCUGUCAAGGAUUACGUGUCCCAUAUUCAUUGCUGGUUGGACGUAGUGAAACGAGGUGUUUUAAUGAGUCUCAUGUGGGUCACUUUAUCGAUCAUGUUCCUGGCUGGAACUGAGAGGACCAACCUGUUCUCGUUGGGUUAUUUGAUCGGUGCAUUUGUGUUCCUCUGGCAAGGAAGUGAUUUCUACCUGAGACCAGUGAAGACGAUCUUAAAAUGGUGGAAUUUCUUGAUUGGCUACAACGUGAUAGUGAUAUUCUCGAAGGCUCUGCUUCAGGGUGUAGGAUGUGUCUUGAUAAAACAGCUCCACAUGUUGGCCUGUCCACUCAUCCAACUAUUUGGCAUCACCUGCCUAAGAAAAUUCCGGAGUUCGGUCACGGAUAUGGUCCUAGACAAAUUCGACUGCGAAGUGCCUCGCGAGGACAUUGGCAUGGUGUGGGAUGGCCUCUGUUUCGGCUUCUUACUGCUCCAGAAACGACUCUUCAAGAGCUACUACUUCUUCCACAUAGUGGACGAAACGAAAGCCAUGAGCAUCCUAGCAUCGAGAGGUGCGGAGCUAUUGGAAGAGCUACAUCAGAACCGUAUCGAUAUUCAGGACAACGUCGAGAAGAACGUGCUGCAAAAAUUGAAGUUCAAGAUGGACAAGAUCAAAGCCAAUCAGAGGAAGAUACAAGGGCCUAGUUAUAGGGAACCACAGACGCACAAAGUCGAUUCUCUCUAUCCAGGGACACGGCCGUUGUACAGAGUUCGCGUGCCAAAGACCAACAGAGAGGCUAUCAGAUCCGGCGAUUACUACAUGUUCGACGACCUGGACGACGACGACGUCACCGAUCUGAUCCCCGACACAGAAUCGGAGAAGAGGGAAGCGGAGAAUCGUCGCGAGGCGGAGAAACGCGGAAGAAGAAUGACCAUCUCUGAGUUGAUGAACACCCUGAUUAAGACAGACAUUGAGAUCGCGACGCACGUCGCCAUGUACGGAGGGACAGAAAAGGACGCGCUGAGACUACGUCGUCGGAGUGUGCCUUUAACAAGGAAGAAAUCGUCAAUGUCGUAUCUCAGUGCACGUUCCGAGAUCGACACUGCAGUGGCCACCGAUGGCGGUGAUAAAACAAGCAUAACGUCAGCUGACAUAGAAACUGAAGAGAAAGACGCGUCGAUAGCUGAACCAGAGAAAACGCCUGUACCAUCGGACGACGAGUACGGCGAAGAAGACAAACGGGUGGAGAAGGAGAAGGAAGAUGAAGAAGACGAGAAUGUAUCGGUGUCUACGUAUUUCAAAUUCCUCGUGGUGAUGAUCAACAGUACCCUGACAUCGAUGACCAAAUAUUUGAACAGAUUCUCCCGCGACUACAGAUACAUUCGCAAGGUUCUGACGAAAGAGAAGAAGUUGCUGAAGGAGAAACCAGAUUUUCGAAUGGGAAUGCGACUGGGUAUCAAUCAAAUGUGGCAGCCGAUUCCACUGCUGAAGAAAGGAUCGGCUAAUGGAAAUACCGAGGAACCUUACGAUGCUGGUGAGGGACCUAGUCAACCACGAACACCGGAACAGAGGAAAAGCAGCUCGCUGACGGUCCCGCACAUCCGAAUUCUGGCACCGAGUUUGGAGCGAGGAUUGGACAUGUCCUCCUCCAGCUCACUUUUCUCUGAAAUCUCACCCGUCCAACACGACGACGAAGGCGGUGAACUGUCUGAAGUCGAUCAACUACCGAUAAUACAAUUAUUGGCGUCUAUUUGGUUCGGUGUGUUGGCUCACUCCUGUCUGCUCUGUUAUUUCAUGGUGUUUCUUCAUCAAAUUAAAAAUGCAUCCGUCCUGUCCACUCCUCUGCCCCUCAUGGUAUUCUGUUGGGGCUCGUUAACCAUUCCACGUCCCUCGAAAACGUUCUGGGUAACGUUGAUCGCGUACACCGAGGCAAUUGUGAUAGUGAAAUGUAUCUUCCAAUUGGAAGUAUUGCCCUGGAAUCGAGAUGCUGCGCCAAAUAAUCCUUUGUUCACGCCCAGAAUUAUGGGAGUCGAACGUAAACAUAAUUACGCCCUGUGGGAUUUGUUAUUGCUCCUUAUGGUAUUUUUCCAUAGAUUUAUGCUCAAGUCAUUAGGGCAAUGGACAUCCCCAUCCCUGAAACCGAGGAAAAUUAUUCCUUCGAAUUUAACUAUAGUUCCAUCGAGGUCUCCACCUGAGGAUAAGGGCCAAGGUGAAUCGGUGUCCCGACAGAACGAAGCAGGAGAUGAUUCUCGUGUAAGAACACCGAAAGGAAGAAUUUUAAACCUGAAUGCAACAGGCGAGGGUGAGAAUGUGCAGUCGAUCGAUGAACACGAGAAAUUAGUCGCUGUUCAAGGGGAAGAAAUUCACCCUUUGAACGAAGAGUUUAAUAAAGCGAUGAAUAUGACUGUAAACAAGUACGCAGAACCAAUGAAACAAUUUUUCGAAAAAAUUCUUAGUACAACUGGCAAAGAAAAGACGAACGUAUAUGCCUACAUGUUCCUCUGUGAUUUCUUCAAUUUCCUGUUGCUCAUUUUUGGAUUCUCCGCAUUUGGGACUCAACAGGGUGACGGCGGUGUUACGGCCUAUUUGCAAGAAAAUCGAGUUCCAAUGCCAUUUUUACUGAUGUUAUUACUGCAAUUCGCAUUGAUAGUCAUCGACAGAGCCUUGUUCCUGAAGAAAUCGAUCGUGGGCAAAUUAAUCUUCCACUAUUGCCUAAUAUUCGGUGUUCACAUAUGGAUGUUCUUCAUUUUGCCAAGUGUCACUGAACGACAAUUCAACGAGAGGCUUCCACCGCAAAUGUGGUACAUGGUCAAGUGUUUCUAUCUGCUGUUAGCGGCCUAUCAAUUACGUCAAGGCUAUCCAACGCGAAUACUUGGCAAUUUCCUCUGCAAGAAGUACAGCAUUGUCAAUUACGUGUUAUUCAAAGGAUUCAUGUUAGUUCCCUUCUUGUUCGAGUUAAGAGCAGUAAUGGAUUGGAUCUGGACGGACACUUCAAUGACUAUAAUGGACUGGUUCAAGAUGGAAGACAUAUUCGCGAAUAUUUAUCAAAUAAAGUGUAUGCGAGGCGUAGAAGCAGAUUUCCCUCAACCACGGGGCGUGAAGAAGCAACAGAUGAGCAAAUACUUGGUCGGCGGUGGUGCUCUAUUCUUCAUGAUUGGAUUAAUAUGGUUCCCCUUGCUGUUGUUCGCGCUUGGUGGCACAGUUGGUGUCUCCAAUUUACCGUAUGACGUUUCAAUGAAGAUUAGAAUCGGUCCUUACGAACCUAUCUACUCUAUGUCGGCGCAAAGCAGUUCUAUCAUUGAGUAUACCCAAAGCGAUUUCGAGAGGUUCACGCAUUUGUACACGAGAGACAGACCUGCUGUCACUUUCUUGGAGAAUUACAUAAAUUCGGACGUCGCUGCCGUGAGAUUGAGCGGAUUCUCGCGGAAAUUGUGGAGUAUAUCACCGCCAGACUUGGACAGACUGAUAGCAGAACUGGAGGAUAACAGCACCACAGUGGUGGUUCACGUGGAAUGGACGGUGUCUCGAAAGACAGACGCGAAAGACGCCAGUGGAAUAACCACAAAAGUUCGAGACAUAAAACUGCAGCCAUUUGUGAACGAGGAAUUUAAUCCUGUAAGAAGAACGCUGGCUAAUAUGUUAUCCAGCGAUGAAUCCACCGCGCACAAUGGUACCAUAACGUUGAAACACGCUUUCCCGAAGUUUCUAAAAGUGACUGGUCGAAACACCGACGUCGUUCCACAAUUAAUGCGAAUGCCGAGAUGGCUCGACGACGAGGAAGUGGAAGAAAAUGACGAUCAUCUCUACAGAAACAUCAGCCUCCACUUGUCUACGGAUGCAGACUGCUGUGCUCGCCAGAAAUGGUGGGUCGUUAGGGAAGUCUGCAACGACAGUUUGUACGAUCAAUUACUAAGCAGAGUGCCCCAAAACGAUUGCAAGUACAUCAUGAUGUUCUUGUUCAACGAUAAAACGUUCCCGGAAGGAUUGAGCUUCAUCAGUGGAUUUGGAAUACUAGGAUUGUACACCACUGCGGUCAUAGUUAUCAGCCAAAUGAUGAGGAAGAUAGUGAGCGAUAUGGCGCCAAAAAUUAUGUUCGACGAUCUGCCCUACGUGGACCGGAUUCUUCGAUUAUGUCUGGAUAUCUAUCUGGUCCGUGAAAGCGGGGAAUUGUGUCUCGAAGAAGACUUGUUCGCGAAAUUGAUAUUCCUCUACAGAUCGCCGGAGACGUUGAUCAGGUGGACAAGGCCUCCGGAAGAAGGAGAGAGGACAGACAAUGAAGAUCAGGAUGAAGCUGAGGAGGACACUGCUGUGCAGAGAGGAGAAUCUCGAGAUGCUUCUCGUCGUGAAUAAAAGAAGAAAAAUCAAAUGUUACAGAUGAACAAUAUUAUCGGAGAUGUUGUGCAAUUUUGAGGAAUUCUAGAGCUAAGUUAUCCUUCGGCCAAGUAUUUCCGUUGAGUCAAAGACUUACAAAGGGAGAGGAGGAGAUUUGUUAUUUAAGGAGAGUGAAACCUUUUAGGAAGAUAUUAUCAGAAAUCUUGAAUAACGGAGACAAUAGUUCGCGAAGAAUGGUUCGAAAACUUUAAGAAACUCAGGAAUUUAUUACCACCGUGUUUGUUGUUAGAGAAUUGAUUAAACGAAGAGAUUGUUCCUAUCUUCGAAUAUGUAUAUUAUAAAGAGAGAUGUACAUACGAACGAGUUAAAGCGAAGGCGAAGAAAGAUUAUGAAUCGGAGUAAUGGAGAAAUUAUCGAGAGAGAGAGAGAGAGAGAGAGAGGAA